Closterium sp. NIES-67 is the source of this 3034-nucleotide messenger RNA. Lineage: Eukaryota; Viridiplantae; Streptophyta; Zygnematophyceae; Desmidiales; Closteriaceae. The record is from the annotation of a GenBank genome assembly.
CAGUACCGUGUACGUGAUUAGGCCGUGCUGCUUCCACCACCACUUGAACGCAGAUCCACGGCACGUGAACGCAGGUCCAUGGCUGCUUCCACCACCACUGGUCGCGCCUGUACCUACUCCUUCGACGCCACUCCAUAGAUCCGUGUUCCGCGUCCAUCUUUUCCAGCACCACUUUCCCAAUCAUGCUUGAUUUCCCAUAAGUAUUCUAGAGACAACGCUAAUCGUUCAUAAGCUACUAUCAGCUUUCCCGCAAUAGCCCUCGUUUCUUCCCGUCGCACUCGUUUCAAGGUUCUCAUUUCAGUUCGUGCUGCUUCGCCUUAGGAGAUGCAGUCGCCUGCACAUAUUAACGACCUUCCCGACGACGUCCUCGCUAGGAUGCUAUGGCACGGUGCUGUCCAGAUUCUCCGCACUUCGUUCGUAUGCCGUCGUUGGCGCGAUCUAGCGAAGUGUCAUGUCUCCACUCUCCUCGUCGAAAAGAACCAUGUUAUCUCCCUCCAAGACCUCUCGAACGCCGUCGCAAGCUUCCCGAACUUGACCCACCUUCAUCUGUGCGACGGCAGCGUGGUAACCCUAGACGACGCGUUCCUCGCUCACCUCGCGUCUUCAUGCCCUAAGCUGACGAUUCUCCACGUGGGAAGCGGCAUUACACAGCAUUCGGACUAUUUUGGAUGGAAGCAUGAGCAUCCUAUCACCGAAGCUGGCCUGGAUCGGUUCUUCCAACAGUGCACCCAGCUGGAGCAGCUUUCACUCUUCUGCCUCCAUCUACACACUGAGCUUCCACCUUCCUUCUUCCAGCUAAGGCGUCUACACACCCUUGCUCUUACAGCCGCUUCGGCCUUAGAGGCUCCAGAUCUGGAGAACCUCGGCUCUCUCACCACUCUCCAUAUCGCCUCCAGGGAGUUGAGCGAUCAGCAACUCUCAAACGUUCGUCGUCUCCCACGCAUUACCAACCUUUCAAUCUCAAACAGAACCUGGUUCUAUCCUGGUGACCCGGGCUCUGCUGCCUUCACCAUCGCACAGCUACCUUUUCUAAGGUCAUUGGAGACCAGCCACGUGGUUCCCUCGUAUUGGCCAUGCGCUAGUCUUGAACGGCUGCAGAUCUCUCAUUGCAUAGAAUUGGAGCGGCUUCCUGACAACAUUGCUGAACUGCUGCCAUGCCUCCGUGAGCUGACCAUCUGCGGGUGCGAGAAUUUUGAGCAGCUGGCCGAGGGUUUCAGCUCCCUAAGCCACUUGGAGAGCUUGGCGAUCUUCAAAUGUGGCAAAUUUCGGUCCCUGCCUGAGAGCUUUGGGAGGUUGUCUGCCUUGAAAUCACUGGUGCUGGAACAACUGCCUCUCUCGGCCCUCCCUGACUCCAUCUGCCAGCUCAGCUCCCUGGAGACACUGUUCCUGCUUUGGUGCGAACCGAUCAGCCAGUUGCCAGCGGGUUUCUGCUGCCUCACAGCUCUCAGGACCCUGUGCCUCGGGGUAGUGACGCUUCCAGAGGACAUUGGACGCCUGACCAACCUCCAAACCCUUCUGGUUAGAGACAACUUCGAACAGCGGCAACUUCCUUCCUCGUUGACCAAGCUUUCUUCAUUGACAAGGCUUGAAGUGCAGUUGUGCGGCGUUGAAGAGCUGCCAGAGGGAUUAGGAGAGCUGAGUAACCUGCGAGAACUGCACGUCUCGUUGUGCUCUGAUCUCACGGCGAUUCCAGCGUCCUUGACAUGGCUGACUGGUCUUGAAAUUCUGACUCUUACUGACUGCAGAGAGCUCUCUUCGAUACCAAGGAGGCUCGACAGCCUAACAAGGCUCAGACGACUUGAGGUGACCUCGUGUGAUGAGCUGAGAGGGCCGCCUGAGGUGCUGCCGCCUUCUCUUGAGAUGCUGAGCCUGGGAGGCUAUGAGCAGAUUACAGCUCUGCCGGACGUCUCGGGGCUGACAAAGCUUCGGCAGCUUUGCUUGAAGAGGGUUGCUGUAGAGUGUGGUCUCACAGUCAGCAGAAGUCUAUCUCACCUGAAUCAUUUGAAGCUGAGUCUGGCGGACAAUGCUAGGGAGCUUCCAUUCGCCCUGACGUUUCUUUCUCAGCUACGCACCCUGAUAGUUCACGGCAUGGGGAAUGUCAAAAGGCUGCCAGCAGAUAUCGGAUCAGCAUUGCAGCACCUGCGGAAGCUGAAUCUAAAGUGUGCCGACGAAUUGAGGGAGCUGCCGGCAAGUGUCACUCAGCUUCGGAACCUGACAUCCUUGGAGGUUGAUGCUGCGCCAAAGCUAGCCUCUCUUCCCUGUGGCAUCGGUGCCUUGUCCCGGCUGCGGAAGCUGCAGCUAAACCUCUGCCAGGAGCUUCAGCAUCUGCCUGCGUCUCUCAUCCAGCUUACCCACAUAAAUGAGCUCUCUAUUUUUAAUGCCUCCAUCCGCUCCCUUCCCCCCGGCUUUGCGCAGCUUGCCAGACUCAAGACUCUCUCACUGUCAGGCUGUGCAAACCUGCAGGCGUUGCCAGAGGGUCUGAGUGAGCUGAAGGCGCUGCAGAGGCUGGACGUGCAGGAGUGUGAGCAUGUGGUCGACAGUGAUGGCUUAGUGCUGCCCCAUAGCGUCAACAAGAUGUACGGGCUGAAAAUAUACAGCUAGGUGCCUGCAGACACUGGCCGAGGACCUGUGUGAGAUGAAGGUGCUGCAGGAGAGGCUGGAGGUGCAGGCGUGAGAGCAUCUGAUAGACAGGGAUGAUUCAGUGCUGUCUCGUAGCAUCAACAAUAUGUUCGGGCUGAAAAUAUUCAGUCAGGCACCAGCAGGCGUUGGCAAGGGCUUUGUUUUGAGUAAGAUGAAGGGACGCAGCAGAGGCUGGACGUGCAGGAGUGUGGGCAUGUGUUACCCCAGAGCAUCAGCGGGAUGUGCAGGCAGCACUGAUGGCUCAGUGCUACCCCAAAGCAUCAGCAAUAUGUGUGGGUUGAAAGCAUACAGGUAAGUGUUAGAGAGAAUGAAUGGACUAGUGUGAGAUAUCAGAAAGAAUAAUUGAACUACAAUGUGUGAGUACAAGGGUAUAUAGACUAGGGUGUUGUACAAG